AAUAAAGUGCGCGAUAAUACAAUAAUAUAAAUACUGGAACAGAAUACGGAAAGGUAUAGUCGUGUUCUGCACAAUUAAAAAUCUCAAGAUGAAAUACUUCGUAGCCAUCGCCCUCAUCGCCACCGUGGCUUCGGCCGCCUACGUCAAGCCCACCGGUGUGUCCGCUGAGCUGGCCGAGAUCCAGGAGAUCGUCGCCGCCAUCAACAGCCCCAGCACCAACCCCGCCACCGCUGCCGCCCUCGAGGAGAUGCUCUGGGAUGUCCUCGGAGUCAACCCUGAGCCUAUCUCCGUCGGACCCGCUAUUGUUGACUUGCCCGCCCCCAUCGUUCCCACUCCCGUUAUCGUUGCCCCCUCUCCCGUUGCCCCCGUUCCCGUCAUCGUUGCCCCCACACCCGUGGCUCCUUCUCCCGUUGCCAUCGUCGAGGGCCCCGCUGCCGAAGUUGACGCUAGCAGCGCUCCUCUGGUCCAGAUCAUCUUGAACAUCAACCAAGCCGCUGCUGAGUCCAGCCCCGUCGCUCCCGUGGCUACCCCUGAGCCCGUGCAGGUCAUUGAGACCGCUCCCAUCGCCGUGAACCCCGUCGGAGUUGUGGAAGCUUCUCCCGAGCCCGUCCAUGUUGUGGAGGCCGCCCCCGAACCCGUCCAGGUCAUCGAGGCUGCCCCUGAGCCCGUCGUCAUCGGAGUUCCCGUCAUCCCCGCACCCGCUAUCACCCUCCCCGAGGAACUGAACAGACGCCUGGAUCUAGCAAGGAUCCGAUUAUACUCCAUCAGGUUGGUCACUGACAUAGACCCGACGUAUCUGGACUCGGCUUCCCUCCGGGCUUUGACCAUGGCAGAACACUCGCGGUCCCACCAAGGCGGGGAUGAAAGCUUCCCGGAAGCCGAGUUCUUAAGCGGGAUACUAUGUUCAGCGGCCAACGAGACAGCACCAGAAAAUCGCUCUAUGCAGGUAUCGAGAUUGUCUGGAGAAACUUCCGGCAUAGAGAGGACUAGGGAAUCAAGAAUUCGGAAAAGCAUAGUCGUGUUCUGCACAAUUAAAAAUCUCAAGAUGAAAUACUUCGUUGCCAUCGCCCUCAUCGCCACAGUGGCUUCGGCCGCCUACGUCAAGCCCACCGGUGUGUCCGCUGAGCUGGCUGAGAUCCAGGAGAUCGUCGCCGCCAUCAACAGCCCCAGCACCAACCCCGCCACCGCUGCCGCCCUCGAGGAGAUGCUCUUGGAUGUCCUCGGAGUCAACCCUGAGCCCAUCUCCGUCGGACCCGCUAUUGUUGACUUGCCCGCCCCCAUCGUUCCCACUCCCGUUAUCGUCGCCCCCUCUCCCGUCGCCCCCGUCCCCGUCAUCAUUGCCCCCACUCCCGUGGCUCCCUCUCCCGUCGCCAUCGUCGAGGGCCCCGCUGCCGACGUUGACGCUGCCAGCGCUCCUCUGGUCCAGAUCAUCUUGAACAUCAACCAAGCCGCCGCUGAGUCCAGCCCCGUCGCCCCCGUGGCUACCCCCGAGCCCGUGCAGGUCAUUGAGACCGCUCCCAUCGCCGUGAACCCCGUCGGAGUUGUGGAAGCUUCUCCCGAGCCCGUCCAGGUUGUGGAGGUCGCCCCCGCCCCCGUCCAGGUCAUCGAGGCUGCCCCUGAGCCCGUCAUCAUCGGCGUUCCCGUCAUCCCCUCCCCCGCUAUCAGCCUCCCCGAGGAACUCAACUAAAUCAAAAUCUCACUAACUGAUUACUUAACUUUAAACGAAAUUCAAUAAAUACUGUACCUCCGCUA
This is a messenger RNA of Trichoplusia ni (cabbage looper), 1752 nucleotides long. RefSeq names its product calphotin-like. Bases 89 to 1687 code for a protein of 532 amino acids. The record is from RefSeq and is a predicted model, not a curated record. The transcript has 5 exons. Lineage: Eukaryota; Metazoa; Arthropoda; Insecta; Lepidoptera; Noctuidae.